This is a messenger RNA of Hermetia illucens (black soldier fly), 932 nucleotides long. RefSeq names its product cuticle protein 16.8 (gene Cpr57A). The transcript has 3 exons. Gene Ontology annotation, molecular function: structural constituent of chitin-based larval cuticle. The record is from RefSeq and is a predicted model, not a curated record. NCBI's taxonomy places the organism in Eukaryota, Metazoa, Arthropoda, Insecta, Diptera, Stratiomyidae. The coding region runs from base 148 to 765 and encodes 205 amino acids. Gene Ontology annotation, cellular component: chitin-based extracellular matrix.
CCGAUAUCUACGACAAUCUGCACGUUGUUAGCUCCUUGAGCCAAGAUCAAAAGUUUAGUCGCAGUCGUAAGUUCGAUAUAAGAAGAAAUCGUCGUGAACGAGAUAAGUUAAUUCCAGUCGUAGUUGAGCAUUAAGUGAAAAGUAAAAAUGAAGAUUGUUGUGCAAUUGGUAGCACUCUCUUGCCUAAUUUCUCUGGCACUAGCAGAUGUUUCACACAUAUUGGGACAUCAACAUCCUGGAGAAGGUUAUGAACAUGAACAACAUUUGAGGACAUCAACACCCCCUCCACCACCACGGCCAUAUGUUUUCAGUUAUACCGCCGGUCGCUAUCCAAAUCAUACAGAUCGUAGCCACACCGAAGUUUCAGAUGGAAGCGGUACUGUCCGUGGCAAAUUCGCUUAUGUUGAUCCUCGCAAUGAGCUUCGUACCGUCGAAUAUGUAGCUGACCAAUAUGGAUUCCACCCCGCCUUGAGCCAUGAGCCACAAGAUACUGAGGCAGUUAAACUCGCUACUGCCAAACAUUUGGAUCUCUACCACAGAAUCGCUGCAUCUCAUCAGGAUCCAACAAUUAGUUUUCAACCGGCAGCCGCUCCUGUAGACAGUGCAGCCGUAGCUCACCGUAAAGCCUAUCAUGCCGCUUUGUUCGAGAAAAUUGCAUCCGAACAUGCUAGAAUCGGUGCAGAACGGGAAGCUGAGCGUGCGGCCUUCGAAGCAACCUCGGAAGCGAAUCACUUAGGCUAUGACGAACAACAUUACCAACAUUAGUCACCUACGGGUUUUCUAUUUUCUAUCUGAGAUCUGUCUAAGGUGUGUCACGAAAGAUGAUUACCAUGAUGAAAUGAUAUAAUAGACGUGUUAGGCGGAUUUCGUAACGCUUCGACGUGUUGUUUUUGCAUUUUCUACCAAAUAAAGAUAAUUGAACACCAAAUUAA